AAUAUCCCACCUACCGCAUUUCAUAUCCAAUUUCUCUCUUUCUUUCUUUCUUCUCAUAGUGCUUUCUGAUGUUGGAUUCGAAGGACGAUCUUGAAGCAGUGGAAGGAGGUUUUAUGCUCAAUUUCAGGCGUCCAAAUGGUGGACCAUAACACACACAACAUUGAUUCUAAAGCAGUGGAGAGAGAGAGAGAGAGAGAGAGUUGCAGGGAGCUUUUGUGUGAUUAGUUUGCUGAUUUCUUUCUUCGACCAUAGACUUGGAAUCGAAUUAUGAAAUCACUCGGACCGCUAAGUUCAUUAGCAGUGGCGGCUUCACCAGAGUCGCUUUACAGAUGAGCUCUUAAAUGAGUCGGUGAUAGUUGGGAGUGUUUUGUUAGACAAGCUUUGGUGUCUACGAGAAUCUCAAUCCGAUAGUGACUGGAAUGGCAACGUAAAAGAUGUAUCUUUGUUUAUGAUGGCCGACACAGCGUACAGUAGCUGUUGCGUGGAUGAGGUCGGAGCAUCGCACAUCAAUGCUGAUUAUGUCGUGCACUACGGCCACGCGUGCUUCAGCUCGACUACAACUCUUCCAGCAUUCUUUGAUUUUGGAAAAGCUUCAACUGGUGUGUCCAAUUGUGUAAAAAAUUUAUCAGAUCAUGCUGUGAGAAACGGCAAACCUGUCCUGGUCCCCUUUGGGCUAGAAUAUGCACAUUUGAUACAGCAUAUAAGAGAUGAAGUGGUAGAAGCAUGUAUGAGUAGCUCUAGAUUAGAAAUCCAAUUUGCUGAAACUAUGUCUUCGGACAUGAAUCCAUCAGAAUCUCGUAAGAUCUCCAAUGGGAGCUUGGAAGCAGCUAGUGUCUUCUCUGAUGAUAAAUGUAUUAGGACAGUGGUUGGUAAUAGAUAUACCAUUGGAGGCUUGGUCUGGGAAUUACAUGAGGAACACAAAAUGGAGGACUACUUGUUUUUUUGGAUUGGUUGUGAAAAUGCUGCAUUUGCAAGUGUUGUACUGACGUUAAUUAGUUGUGAAAUAGAUAUGAUGCAAAGUCAAUUUGCAUGGUGACAGACUUAUCUCAACAAAGAAGAAUUCUUAAGCAUAGAUGUUACCUGGUCAAGAGAACGCAAAGGAUGUGAACAUUGUUGGUAUUCUGGUUGGAACUCUUGGUGUAGGUGUGUUCCUGUAGGCUCCUUUAAUAUUUCUCCUGUAGUAAUUUACUCUGCAUUUUUCAUCUUUAGAUAAGGCAUGGCUUUUCACUGUGUUGGGAUUCUAGUAAAUUUUUAUGGAUCUUAUCAUGCACAGCUUGCUGAAAGAAAACUUUGUUGAAUGAUUUAUUUUUUCCCAAUUCUGUAGUAAUUUUUUUGACAUACAUUAUUUAUUUAUUUGUUUUUCUAAUUUCCACCAUCAUAAGUUUAGCAUAUGUAUGUAUAAUUCCACAACUAUUGAUGCAGCUGGUUACCUACACAUGAUUAAUCUGCAAAAUGAUGGUUUGGUCAUUGGUUAUAUAUGAAUUUAUUGUUCAUAAACUCAUCAAAUUUUUUGGACGUUAUUUGGUUUGAAAGUGGUCAAAAGAUAAGAAUCUUUUAUGGGAUUUAUAUUACAAUUAUUUAAUUUUCUUUUUUUCUUUUGUCAUUUUUAAUAUCCAUAUGUCAAUUAGUCCAUUUGAGUGUCUUGUAAAAGCUAAUUUAUUCCAUAAGACCCCUGCUUUAAUGGAUUUCUAAAGGUAUAUGUGGAGAAUAUAAGAUAUUUUUCUUUCCAUCGUUUGGUCAAGAGGCUCAAGCUAAUAUUAUUGAGAAGCUCAUAUUCUCAAAUGAGAUUGAAAUGUAAACAUAAUAGAAAUUUUAACUUUUCCAUGAAAACGUGUUAGGAAUUGUUUUCUCUUUCUUUAUCCUUUUUUUUUAAUAAAAUUCAAACUCCAAGCAUGGCAAUAAGUUGGGGAAAUUGUUUCAUUAUUCAAUAUUAAUGUGAUGGUUAAUAAUGCUCCUAACAAACAACAACUUCCUCAAGAUAGUUUAUUUCCACAUGUAAUUAUCAAUGUCAGACUAAGAAGACAAGAUCAAAAUUUGAAUCUUAUAUAAGCUGAAACUCCAUGGAGAAAUUUCCAAAUUAUCAUUGCUUUCCUUUGCCUCCUUUGCCAAAAAAAAAAAAAAAGCACACUUGAAUGCCUUCUAUUAUAUAGAUUCUACAGUUUUAUGUCCUCAUAAAUUACGUGCUGUAGAAACAAUUCCAGAUUAUGAUCCAUGUAGAGAGGUAACUAUCCAUCCAGUGCCAUAAUUCCUUUCAAAUUCUUAUUAACACAAAAGAGUUCUUAUAGAAAUGAAAGAGAAAGAAAUAAAUUUUGAAGUAGUUUUAAAGGUUCCCUAAGUGCAUAAAUUGUAUCUAACAAACUUUUGCUACUUUGUGAGUGUGUGAGAGUGAAGGUUGAAGGUAUAUAUAAUGUGCGUACAAUAUGAAAUAUAUUCAUGUAUUGGCAUAGCAUUUUUGUACUUGAAUUUGUUGGAUAAGUUUUAGGAAAAAAGUUUAUUAUGAUAUGCAGCCUCUAUGUGAGCUUUUGUUUCCACGAAGAGCAUUUGUUUUCUUUGAAAUUAUAUACUUGCUAUUACUUAAGUUUUAAAUGACAUGCAAAUAGCUUCUUGAUUCAUGCUAUAUGGUUAAUAGUCCAAUGCACUUGACAAGCUACAAAUGUACCUCUCGAAACUCACUUGCUUAUGAGGAUAAUCCAAAUGGUUGGACAGCUUUCUAUUUUCAAUUGAUGCGUGCAGAAUACCCUCACCUCAAUGGCAUGAAGAAAUUGCUUAAAUAUUUGUUAGGAUAUGAAAAUUGACAUAAUCUUUUGUAACAUUGUCUCUUUUUUAUUAUGUCAUUUUGAUCUUCUAAUAAUGCUCUGAAUUGUCAGACCACUUGAAUAUUUUAUAUUUUAAUUUAAAGCUUUUUUUUUUAAAAUGAAAUUUAUGAUUUUCAAUUGAAUACUUCAUACAAGAAACAGGUAAAACUGAGUCUUUAGAUCCAAAAACAACUAUUCUUGUGCCUGAAGACAGAUAUGACUUCAUGCAAUUGAUACAUUGGACCCUGACAUGGUAAGGCCUAAAUUCUUUUCUUUAAAUUUAUUUAAGUUCUGAUAUUAUGAAGCUAAUUUUUGCGUCUAUUUUGCUACUUGUAUGAAUUUUUUUAAGGAGAAACUUCCAGAUUUCCUUUGCAGAUAUUUCUUACUAUCCUAGUUUUGGAGAAUAUUACCUACAUCCUUCUAGAAUCCCAAACCUGUUGUUGAUAUCCUUAACAAUUCCUUCCUUCUAUCUUGCCAGUUUUGGUGUUUGUGUUGUUCAAAGUGUAAUCUGAAAUAUUUAUUCCAGUUAAGCUCAAAUAACCAAUUCUAAUGGCAUCUUAUGGAGUAUAUGUAGGCAACAUCAGGAUUUUUUAUAUUAUAAUGAGUGGCCCAUCCUAUUAAGUGGCAUCUUUAACAAUGUAUUUAUUUGCAUGAUUUUUAGUUGGUUUAUGCAGACAAUUUUCACUUUGAACUAUAUGUCUCUCACAAUAACUUCAUGUAAGAUUCUCCAAUAAAAAUUUUCAAUCUUUCACACUUAACAUGGUAAUGUUGCCAACCUAUCACUAGUAUAUGUAGGAAAUUGAUAAUAAAGCUCUACCUCCUAGAGUUGAUUACUUUACAUUUUGAAAGGCAGGUGGUUAGCUCUUAGCAACAUGCUAGAAAAGGGUUUUGUCUUAGGCAAAAUUGCAAUCAACAAAGCAAACAACUUUGAUGACAGACACCUAUUGUCUUCAACAUGUUGCCUUCUUUUGAUUAAAAUAGAGAAAAAAAAAAAACUUCACUGGCAAAAUAAGUGAUGGUUAUUGAAGUGGAUCAGAAAUUUCAGGUGUUCAGAGAAGAAAAAAAAAUUGAAUAGCCUUUGCAACUGCAGAGCAUAAAAGUUACUAGUGCAGGUUUUGCCUUAAUGAAGAAUGUUUUAUUUUCUGGAGCUUCUUGGGUUGUAGUUGCUUUAAAUAAGAUCGUGAAACCAGCCAGAAGAUCAAGGAGAACGUAGGAAAGUGAUUGAAUAGGAACAAAAAGAAGAAAAAUGGCAUAAAACUAUGCUCAAGCUUAUCCAUCCGAGUCUACAUCAAGCAAGGAUCAGCCAUCUAAGGAUGAACCUGCUCAAGGCUUGAUGCUGAGAUAUGGUCCUGUAAAGUAAAUACUUUUUAGCAUUUGUAUUCAGUUCUAUUUAGAAGUGGCCCUUUUCUAGGCCAUUGGGUGAUUGAUGAGAGUUCAUCUAUGCCUUUGUAUGUGACAAUUUCCUAUAAUUUACUGAUGUUUAUGGAGCUAUCUAUUUCUUUUUU
This is a messenger RNA of Ziziphus jujuba (common jujube), 4300 nucleotides long. RefSeq lists its product as uncharacterized. The transcript is spliced from 6 exons. Gene Ontology annotation, molecular function: 2-(3-amino-3-carboxypropyl)histidine synthase activity. Gene Ontology annotation, biological process: protein histidyl modification to diphthamide. The record is from RefSeq and is a predicted model, not a curated record. Bases 449 to 1036 code for a protein of 195 amino acids. NCBI's taxonomy places the organism in Eukaryota, Viridiplantae, Streptophyta, Magnoliopsida, Rosales, Rhamnaceae.